Messenger RNA from Photinus pyralis (common eastern firefly), 1638 nucleotides. RefSeq names its product ionotropic receptor 21a (gene Ir21a). Gene Ontology annotation, molecular function: glutamate-gated receptor activity. Gene Ontology annotation, cellular component: membrane. The coding region runs from base 116 to 1624 and encodes 502 amino acids. The record is from RefSeq and is a predicted model, not a curated record. The transcript has 8 exons. Lineage: Eukaryota; Metazoa; Arthropoda; Insecta; Coleoptera; Lampyridae.
GAUUCUUUACGAUACCACCGUGGAGGAUGCGCUACUUGAUAGUUUGCUGAACAAGCUUACCGUUCCAUUUAUCCAUGGCCAAAUAACGAAUAGAUCGGCGGCACGCUCUAAGCAAAUGCUGAAUUCGAUUGAGAAUAAGUGCGUGAGCUACAUCCUGUUUAUGCAAGACGUCAUGAAAUGUCGCGACCUCAUUGGGGCGCAACCGUUUAACAAAGUUAUCAUCGUGGCAAGAUCCUCCCAGUGGAGAGUGUACGAAUUUUUGGAGUCGGAUAUUGCACAAAGCUUUGUGAAUCUUCUCGUCAUCGCGAAGUCGGAUAAGCUCGCUUCACCGUUAGAGGAAAUGCCCUACAUUUUGUACACUCACGAACUUUACAUGGACGGACUAGGUUCGAGCGCCGCUCAAGUCCUAACAUCGUGGAAAAAUGGCACCUUGACGAGACCAAAGCUUAAUCUAUUCCCACGGAAAAUGAGCCAGGGGUUUGCGGGGCAUCGGUUUAUCGUUGCACUUGCACAUCAACCUCCAUACGUGAUCAAAAGAGACACCGAUGGGGAGGGCAACAUGAAAUGGGAAGGCGUAGAGGUGCGCCUAAUAAGACUUCUGGCACAGAAAUACAACUUUACCACGGACUUACGAGAGGCGCACAACACGGAAACACUCGGGAUAGGAAAAGCCGUGACGCAGGAGGUGGAAACUCGAAAGGCAGACAUUGGAAUUGGGGGACUGUAUGUGGUCGCGGAAAAGAUUAACAAAGUAGAUGUUUCUUAUGGACAUUCUCAGGAUUGCGCCGCCUUUAUUUCGCUAACGUCUACGGCACUGCCGAGGUGGCGAGCAAUCAUGGGUCCGUUCCAGUGGAGCGUGUGGCUGACGUUGACGUUAACGUAUCUGUUCGCUAUAUUUCCAUUGUCGUUCUCAGACCGACACUCCUUAAGGUACCUGAUUGAAACGCCGGAAGAAGCCGAAAAUAUGUUUUGGUAUGUGUUCGGGACGUUCACCAACUGCUUCUCGUUUAGUGGGAGUAAAUCGUGGGGCAAAUCGGAAAAGAUAACUACCAGAUUGUUGAUUGGUUUUUACUGGAUCUUCACCAUUAUAAUAACGGCAUGCUACACUGGCUCGAUAAUCGCCUUUGUAACCAUACCUGUCUUUCCGGAAACAGUCGACACUGUAAAGCAACUACUGUCAGGGCACUAUCAAAUCGGAACCUUGGACAAGGGAGGAUGGGAGUAUUGGUUCGAAAAUUCCUCCGAUCCUUACACCACGAAAUUACUAAGACAGGUGGAUUACGUGCCGACGGUAGCCGACGGUAUUAAAAACAUAACGUCCGCGUUCUUCUGGUCUUAUGCGUUUUUAGGCUCGAGAGCCGAGCUCGAUUAUGUGGUGCGCACGAAUUAUACAACCACGAGUAAGAGGGCUGUGUUGCACAUCAGCUCCGAGUGCUUCGUCCCAUUCGGCGUGGCAGUGAAUUUUGGGAUUAACACGGUUUACACGCAAGUGUUAGAUAAGGGAAUCAUAAGAGCUGUUGAGAGCGGCUUCUUGAAGAAAAUCGGAAGCGACGUUGAAUGGGAGAUGAUGCGCACGGCCACCGGAAAAUUCCUUCAGGUAUCGUUGAGGUUUUUGCAAAUUUGACAGAACAGUUUUUA